Molecule: messenger RNA, 2761 nt
Organism: Bursaphelenchus xylophilus (pine wood nematode)
Lineage: Eukaryota; Metazoa; Nematoda; Chromadorea; Rhabditida; Aphelenchoididae
Source: the annotation of a GenBank genome assembly
AUGCGGAUCAUCCUUUUUGUUGCCUUCUUAAUUUUUUCCGCAUUGUAAGUGACCAUCCUCCGUUUUGUAAUUCAUAUCAAUUUAGAGCUGAUUGUCCCCGAAAACAGCAGGCCAAUGAGGUGAAACCGCCCGCUUUCGAACCGGAAGACCAUUUCAUUCAAAGCAGUUUUGUUCACAGAGAUGUGACUGGUAAGCGACAAGAUUGAGUGUAGUCAAAGUUUAGAUGAUGACAAACAAUAUUCAAUUAUUGUGGCCGACACUCUUCGAGAUCUGAGGAAACGUCUGCUUUCCUCGGCCAAGAUUACCAUCGACAAUGAGAACUUGGAUUGUUCGCAUGGGGGGUUCCCUAGAUGCAAGGAGUUCUCACCCGAAAAACCAUAUCACUUCUUGGUCAUCGAGGACUCGUAGGUCGAUUGAAUAAGUUUUAGUCACAAAUUUUGACAAAAGUUGCGCAAUUUUUAUAAUUUUAGGACAACUGGGGCCGUUGUCUACAGUCUGGACAGAGAAAGGAACGGGCUUGACUCUCGGCUUGUUGAAAACGCACUUCUCGAGUAAGACUUAAUUUGUUUUAUAAACCAAAAUUUUAGUGCUUUCUCCCGUCAUUCAAAGCACCCUUUGACCGGUUAUGUAAGCGAAUCGGCCGAAAAAUUUGUCGGAUUUGUUCGAGAAGUCAGCAUCGACGAAUUAAUGGAAUAUGCAGAGGAGAAUCAGGCGAUUCAAGAUGCAGAAAAACCAACAAUCUUCAGAAGAUCUCCAUUCGAAUUGAACCUCUUGAACGAGCGAAUAAUCGAGCUCCGAAAGGCAGACCAAUGUGAACGCCCGGUCAAAGGAUUAACUGUCUAUAGGUGGGACAAUGAAAGCAAAGCCGUUUCGAGCACUCCGCCUACUCCCACGUAAUACUUUCUCUUCCAGAUCCGGCGAAUUAAGUCCUCUGAUUGAUCUCCACAACAAUGACGUCAUCUUUUGCCUGUUCUGGACCAAUGUGGACACGGUUUCCACGCAUGUCUACCAACUUUGGAAGAAAUUGGCCCAGGAAUUGUCGGAGGAUCCAAAGAUUAAAAACCGCGCCAUCUUUGCGGCCGUUCCUUGUCAUCGAGAUCUCGAUUUGUGCUCAGCUUUUGGGAUCCAACACUCGGAUCAUCGAACUGUUUUUGCCCUGAGGGGAUCACGGAAAUUUGCGUCAAAUUAUGGAAUCGGAGAUCUCGAGUUUUACAAAAAUUGGAUAAAAAUGUAUGUCGCCGAAAAUUAAACGACAAAAUGCACGAAAUUAACAUUAUGUUGGACACGCAUGUACUCUGAUACAUAUCUAAAUAGAAACAUGAAAAAAUGCACUUCUUUCUAUAUUAUUUUAGGGUCUUAUCCGGAACAUUAAACCAAGUGCAAGAUGAAGAAACGCUAAAGAAGAUUAGGAAGGGACUGGUCGAUGGCUUCGAGGAGAAGGAACUGCCCCGGCCAGCGGUAACAAUCGGCGUUUUCCCCGAGGAAGACAUGGAUGAGUUCAAAAACUAUCGAAAGAUCAGCUCUAUUCUUGCUGGAAGAUACCAUUUCUUCUACAAAAUCGAUGAAAAGUAAGAAAGCGGUGCAAUAAAAACGUUGGUUUCACCCACAAAAUGAGGGUGAAACCAACGAUUUCUGGAUCUAAAAUAUCUCUCAAAAGUCAGUACUACAGUAAUCAUUCCAAAAUUACAGUAUCCCCUCGCCCACUGUCUCCACAUUCCGUCCCUCCGAAAAGACCAAACGAAUCGAUUACAACGGCAACUUCGACGUGAAAUCCCUGACUUCUCACGUCACUAAGGAGUCGCUUCCUUCAUUGGUAAGAGUAAUUUCACUUUUGCAAAAAAAAAGGCCGAAGACUUUUGCCCGUCCGGAAGUUGGCAAUUACUUUGUUUUAGCUGGAGAUAUCGCGCGGAUUCACUUCGGAUGUCAUUUACCGUUCGGACCGCGAUGUUCUUCUUCUUAUCCAUGAAGGGGAUCAGAAGAGAUUGGAGGAGAUCCAAAGCCUCGCUUAUGAUAAGCAACAACAAAAGAACUAUCUAUUCGCCCAUCUGAACGCGUAAGUUCACAUCACUUUUAAAAUAGACCGAAAAUCACAAAAGCCUAUAAAACUGAGAGUAAACCACAAAAAUAACUACCAUGACAUGAGCCAGAGGCGAAGAGUAGCGGGACAAAAGUAGCGAAUAAUUAAAACGGAACGGGAAACGCCGGAAAUUAAAGGAACAAAAAGAAAAUGUAAUAGGAACCUCCAAAUGAGGGUGACACAAACAGCAGAUUGGGUUCUGGCCUAGUACUAGUAGUCCCCAAUGGUAAUCAUGUUCCCGGAAUUCUUUCAGCGUCGUCUCUCUGCCCAUCAUUCGAUUGCUGAGAAACCUGAAGGUGCAGUCAUCAGAACUUCCGGUCGUUUGCCGGUUUAAUCGCGAUACUUUUGGAUGUUUAUCCCUCCCGGAUAAUCAAAAUAUUAUCCAUGCACUUGACGGUAUAAAGGAUGGUAAGUUGGUCUUCAUCCACCCAAAAAUCCUUUUCUUUUCUGAUGAUAGUACUUUCAGAGACCCUAAUCGAUAGGAAACAACCUCAUCCUCUCAAGGUUUUCCAAUUAGAACAUGUUGAUUACGUGUUUGGAGAACAAGAUGUCCAACUUCUGGCUGAACCACUAAUCUCUUCAGGCCAUGGGGGCUUCAAUCAUGAUGCUGUGGAUCCAUCUGAUGGCACAGGGGGAUGUCCAAUGAUGAAACAUUUGAAUUCCAUUGGUCGGGAUGAGCUUUAA